This is a messenger RNA of Penicillium taxi, 381 nucleotides long. RefSeq lists its product as uncharacterized. The transcript is spliced from 2 exons. The record is from RefSeq and is a predicted model, not a curated record. NCBI's taxonomy places the organism in Eukaryota, Fungi, Ascomycota, Eurotiomycetes, Eurotiales, Aspergillaceae. The annotation marks the transcript as partial.
AAAGCAGAAGUCCUGAACACUCCUAUUCUUCGAUGCUUUAAGCGCACUCCCUAUAGCUACGAACUCUAUAAGUCUUUAUCGAUGACUUAUGAAUCAAGUCGGCAAGCCCUUAAAGAGUUGGGCCGAGACGCUAAAUUUAAAGACGAUAUUAGGAGUGGUAAAGGGUGCUUAGUCAAUCUAGCGACGCCGUCUUUAAAAAAUAUUAUUAAUCACAAUUUAUUAGACGCGAUCUCUAGUAUAUCGUUCUUCUUCGACCAUCUUAGGAAGGCCUUAUAUAUUUCGCCGGAAGUAUGCUUAGGAAAAGGGAUGUUUAUACUCUAUAUAAGCUUUCGGAUACGUAUAAGUAUGCAAUUUACCAAAAUCCGGAUCUUCUAUAGUUAA